AUGGCGCUUUACGGGAGGCUUUUGCUUUUGCUAACAAUCACCACCGCACUUGAAGUACACAGUCAGAGUGAUUUGCAAUCCGAGAAACGAUAUGCCAUCCUCGACAACGACUGGCUUGCGGUCGGAUUCUUGCCCUUUCUACUUGCCAUGAAAGGGGGCAUGGAAGUGCUUGGCCUAGCUUCAGAUACUGGCAAUUCGUGGCAGAAGCAGUGCGGCUUGCAUGCUCUGGCGAAUCUCGAGGUUGGUAAUUUGAACUGUAUCCCCGUGUACCAAGGGGCGACAUGGCCUCUCCUAAACACGCCCGACCGGUUCCAAGCAUGGGAGUCGGUGCAUGGAAAAGUUCCAUUCCCGGGAGCAUUUGGUCCUCGGAAUAUAACUGCAGAACAACAAGGGAAAAAUCCGGCUUCAGGCGAUCCCGACCGAAUUGUCGAGGAAGCGUUCGUGGAAGGACUGCCAAAUGCCACAUUCAACAAUUCAACAAAUGCAGCGAGUUUUAUGGUUCAGAUGGUACAUAAAUAUCCGCAUCAAGUUUCUAUUUAUGCCGCGGGGGCUUUGACCAACGUUGCACUGGCUGUGCGGAUGGAUCCUUCCUUCGCUACUUUGGCUAAAGAGCUUGUUUUCAUGGGGGGCUAUGUUGAUGUGAAUAUGCUUCAAGCUACUGGCGAUAUGACCCAGGCAAAUAUAAACUCCGAUAUCAACCUCAUGGCUGACCCCGAGGCAGCCAAAAUCGCAGUGACUGCUGACUUUCCUGAAAUCAUCAUUGCUGGCAAUGUAGCCAAUCAAGUGCAUUCCAGUCAGGAAUAUUUGGAUGAGGUAUACCGGGUCAAAUCCCCCUUUACCAGGCUUUUCCAUGAUCACUACGGAACAAAAUUCCCUUUCUGGGAUGAGACCGCCGCAGCCCUGAUGGUUGACCGCUCAAUUGCUCUGGAUACAUCCGAUGUCUAUGCCGAUGUGGAUAUUUCAUACGCAAGUCCAAAUUAUGGGAGUCUCCGCCUAUAUCAAGAGGCACUGAAACCAUCUGGGGUGCGCAAGGUGAAAUACGUCAAUCGGAUUGAUGGUGAUAGACUAAAAUCCAUGAUGAAACAAGCGAUGUGGGACCCUCCAACUUGCUCGUGA
This is a messenger RNA of Penicillium salamii, 1116 nucleotides long. The record is from the annotation of a GenBank genome assembly. Lineage: Eukaryota; Fungi; Ascomycota; Eurotiomycetes; Eurotiales; Aspergillaceae.